Ochotona curzoniae (black-lipped pika) is the source of this 612-nucleotide messenger RNA. It is a transcript of the gene RPS14, whose product is annotated as ribosomal protein S14. NCBI's taxonomy places the organism in Eukaryota, Metazoa, Chordata, Mammalia, Lagomorpha, Ochotonidae. Gene Ontology annotation, biological process: ribosomal small subunit assembly; translation; maturation of SSU-rRNA from tricistronic rRNA transcript (SSU-rRNA, 5.8S rRNA, LSU-rRNA). Gene Ontology annotation, cellular component: cytosolic small ribosomal subunit; ribosome. The coding region runs from base 110 to 565 and encodes 151 amino acids. The transcript is spliced from 5 exons. The record is from RefSeq and is a predicted model, not a curated record. Gene Ontology annotation, molecular function: structural constituent of ribosome; small ribosomal subunit rRNA binding; mRNA 5'-UTR binding.
CUUUCCCCGUGACCCCUGAGGUCUACUUCCGGGACCCAACAGUGACCUGUCUCCCCGCCCCUUCCGUCGCUCUCUUUCCGGUGGCGGAGUUGAGGGAAGACGCGCAGAAAUGGCACCUCGCAAGGGGAAGGAGAAGAAGGAAGAGCAGGUCAUCAGCCUCGGGCCUCAGGUGGCCGAAGGGGAGAAUGUCUUUGGGGUCUGCCACAUCUUUGCGUCCUUCAAUGACACUUUUGUUCACGUCACUGACCUUUCUGGCAAGGAAACCAUCUGCCGUGUGACUGGUGGAAUGAAGGUGAAGGCUGAUCGAGAUGAAUCCUCACCAUAUGCUGCCAUGUUGGCUGCCCAGGAUGUGGCCCAGAGGUGCAAAGAGCUGGGCAUCACUGCCCUACACAUCAAACUGCGGGCCACAGGAGGAAAUAGGACCAAAACCCCUGGACCUGGAGCCCAGUCAGCUCUCAGAGCCCUUGCCCGCUCAGGGAUGAAAAUUGGGCGAAUUGAGGAUGUCACCCCCAUCCCCUCCGACAGCACCCGCAGGAAGGGGGGUCGCCGUGGUCGCCGCCUGUGAGCAGGACUCCCCACAUUAUUUUCUGUUAAUAAAUGGUCAUCAUGUAA